ACCACACAGCAGGAAACUAUUUCAGCUCAUCAGUUCUGAGGAAAAAAAAACUGAAGUGUAGUCGAGCUGUUGUGGUUGAGUGUUUGUGUCUCUGUAUUCAUGCAGUAAAAUGGCAGAAGCCAGAGUUUCUCAGGAUGAGUUCUUGUGUUCAGUGUGUCUGGAUCUCCUGAAGAAUCCAGUGACCAUCCAGUGUGGACACAGUUACUGUAAGAUCUGUAUUACAGGCUGCUGGGAUCAGGAGGAUCAGAAGAGAGUCUACAGCUGCCCUCAGUGCAGACAGACCUUCAGUCCAAGACCUGCUUUAGCUAGAAACACCAUGCUGGCUGAAGUGGUGGAGAAACUGAAGAAGACCAGACUCUCUGCUGACUGUGACACUGGAGCUGGAGAUGUGCAGUGUGACUUCUGUACUGGAAGAAAAUACAGAGCCGUCAAGUCCUGUCUGGUGUGUCUGAGCUCUUACUGUCAGAAUCACCUCGAACAACAUGAGAGCUUCUUUAGAGGAAAGAGACACAGGUUGAUUGAAGCCACUGGACGACUGCAGGAGAUGAUCUGCCAGAAACAUGAGAAGCUCCUUGAGGUUUUCUGUCGCACUGAUCAGAAAUGUAUAUGUGUGCUGUGUUACCAGCACCGAAGUCAUGACACCGUUGUAGCACCUGACGAACGUGUUGAGUUACAGAAGCAGCUGAAGGAGACGCAGAAAACGCUCCAGCAGAGAAUCCAGCAGAGAGAGAAAGAUCUCCAGCAGCUGAGAGAGACUGUGGAGUCUCAUAAGCGCUCUGCACAGGCAGCAGUGGAGGACAGUGAGAGGAUCUUUACUGAGCUCAUCCGCUCCAUUGAGAGACGGCGCUCUGAGCUGAUACGACUGAUCAGAAAUCAGGAAAAGACUGCUGUGAGUCGAGCUGAAGGACGACUGGAGCGACUGGAGCAGGAGAUCAAUGAUCUGAGGAGGAGAGACGCUGAGCUGGAGCAGCUUUCACACACACAGCAUCACAUCCAAUUCCUGCAGAGUUUCCAGUCUCUCUCAGCACCUCCUGAAUCUACAGACGUAAAUGAAGAUCCCUUUAUUUCUCUCUUCUCUUUUGAUGGCCUAAGAGAAACUGUCUGUCAGCUGAGAGACAAACUGGAGGAUUUCUGCAAAGAGGAGCUGAAGAAGAUCUCAGACAGAGUCACAUUCACCAACAUUGUUCCCAGAACCAGGAAGGACUUCCUACAAUAUUCCCAUCAGCUCACUCUGGAUCUGAACACAGUGAAUAAAUGGCUCCGUCUGUCUGAAAGGAACAGUGCGAUUAGAAACACUGGCACAGAUCAGGGGUAUCCUGAUCAUCCAGACAGAUUUGAUCAGUGGUCUCAAGUGUUGUGUAGAGAGAGUGUGUGGGGACGCUGUUACUGGGAGACUGAGUGGAGUGGGAAUCACGGUGUGUGUAUAUCAGUGUCAUAUAAGAGCAUCAGCAGGAAGGGAGGUGAUGAGUGUUGGUUUGGAUAUAAUGAUCAGUCCUGGAGUUUGUUCUGCUCUCCCUCCAGAUACUCAUUCAGACACAAUAACAUACAGACUGUUCUCCCUGUGAAGUCCAUCAGCAGUAGAAUAGGAGUGUAUGUGGAUCACAGUGCAGGAACUCUGUCCUUCUACAGUGUCUCUGACACAAUGAGCCUCAUCCACACAGUCCAGACCACAUUCACUCAGCCGCUCUAUGCUGGGUUUUGGAUAGAUUAUAAAUCAUCAGUGAAAAUGUGUUGAUGAAUCAGAACAGAUUGUAAGAAGAUUCUGUCCAUAGUUCUUUAAGCAACAUGAUAAAUCAGUGACUGAGAUGUAAAAGAGUCUCUUCUUUUCUCUUUGUUAUAUUAUUGCUGCACCUGAACUUCUGACACUGAAAUAACAUAUCAGAAAUAUUGUGUGUAAUAAAUGCUCAUAUUGUCACGGAUUCAGUCACCUCAGCACCAGACCUCUCAGCUCUACCCACUCGUUCCCAAUCAACAAAAUUAUAAUCAUCCACACCUACAUCGCUCAUCACUGCACCCCAUAUAAGCCUUCACUCUACCACAGCACAGCAUCUGAUCUCAUCGAUCACUACCCUGUGAUCACUUAUGCUGGGUACACGCUAAAAGAUUUUUAAAAUGUGAGAAACCACUAAGAUAAGGACAAAAAAUCCUAGAUUUAACCAUUUUGCUCCUAUAGUGUGUGGUGUGCUGCAGUUUGACAAAGACAGCACACCACAGGAUUUCUAAUCGUAAGUAUUAAACGUUGAAUAUUUAUGAUUCAUGAUCGAGGUGCCUCCGAUGUUCUUCCGAGCAGAUUCAGUCACUUUUAACACACCUCACACCACAGGAAAAUCUGUUGAUAAUCUUUAGAGCCACCAAGAUAAACAGACAUUACCUAGGAUUGUCAGAAGGGGAGAAAUCAGCCCAAAAUCCACCCGAUUAUCUUAUGGUGUGUACCUAGCAUUACCUGACUCCUUAAUACUCCAGAAAUACUUAUCCGUGGACUGUCCUGUCUUCCAUCUUUGUCUGACUUUGUGGUUCCCUGUUGUAUCAGCCCGCACCUGCAAGACAAUAAGACUGUUACCAUAUAAGUUAAGUUUGAUCCAAAUCUCUGAACUCAGUGACUUACCUGUUGACAUUGCUUGUUUCAUGUACUACCUGCAAAUAAACCUCUGUUGUAGAAAUUA
Cyprinus carpio (common carp) is the source of this 2663-nucleotide messenger RNA. Its product is annotated as tripartite motif-containing protein 16-like. The record is from RefSeq and is a predicted model, not a curated record. Gene Ontology annotation, molecular function: zinc ion binding; protein binding. Lineage: Eukaryota; Metazoa; Chordata; Actinopteri; Cypriniformes; Cyprinidae. Bases 110 to 1735 code for a protein of 541 amino acids. The transcript has 9 exons.